This is a messenger RNA of Bombus impatiens (common eastern bumble bee), 791 nucleotides long. Its product is annotated as E3 ubiquitin-protein ligase PPP1R11-like. NCBI's taxonomy places the organism in Eukaryota, Metazoa, Arthropoda, Insecta, Hymenoptera, Apidae. Gene Ontology annotation, molecular function: protein serine/threonine phosphatase inhibitor activity; protein phosphatase 1 binding. The transcript is spliced from 5 exons. Gene Ontology annotation, cellular component: nucleus. Bases 107 to 307 code for a protein of 66 amino acids. The record is from RefSeq and is a predicted model, not a curated record.
AAUCUUCUAAAAUAUAUUUGAUGUACCAACUGUUCGAUUAUGUCUUAGAAAGCCAAGAUCAAAUAAGAAAGUUCAAUGGACUCAAGGCACAGUGGAUAAUGAACAUAUGAAUAAAAAGAAAUCUAAAUGUUGUUGUAUCUAUGAAAAGCCAAGAAGUUUUGGUGAAAGUAGUUCUGAAGAUAGUGAUGAUGAAUGCGAACAUUGUCAUGGACAUAAAGAUGCCCACAAAAAGAUUCCACGUCAUAAUGCAGAAACAUCUAAAGAAGUAUCUCCUACUCCAGAAUCAGUAGUAAAUGCAUCUAUAUAAAUAUCUUGAUGACAUAAAUAUUUUCUUUAAAUGAAAAGAUAUACUGUUUGAAUUUGAGUUGCAUAGAAAGGAAAAUUAGGACAUUCAAAAUAUCAAGGAAAUAUCAGUUCUAAAUACAGUUAUAUUAUUAUUAUCCCUAUUACUAAUGUUGAUAUUUUUAAAUAAAUAUUGUAAGUUACACUUGCAAUACUUAUUUAUAUUCUUAAUAAUGAGAGCAUUGGUAAGGCAUAUCAUUUAAAAGAGAGAAAAGGAAAAUAUAAACUUUUAUUAAUAGCAUGGUUAAUCAUUGUUACAUGAUUUAAUGUUUAUAUAGCAUAUGAUUGAAAAUGAAUUUGUCAAUGAUAGUGGCCAUUAAAUAACUCAAAAGCAAAAAUAUAUACAUUAUUUCGUUGAACAUAGUAGAAUUAAUUAUAAUUUUUAUAUUACUUAAUUUAGACUAUACAUACCACCUUGUAGCUUCUCGAUAGUUGUGAAGUAAUUUAGA